CUGAAGACAAAAUCAUGCAUCUCUGCUUAAUUCCAUCACAUGAUGAGUCCUGGGGCCCUUCAUUUAAUCGGAGAGCAGAGCAGCGGAGAAACUUCAUUCUCACUUCUCAGUGGGGACCGGAGGAGUUCCCGUGUGCAGGCACUGGGCACUCUCUGCUCCUCUGCGCACACUGAGCCGACGCAGGGUCUCCGGCACCAUGAGCGGUGUUCACCGCCACCUCGGAUUCCUGCUCCUGACCGAAGCGGUGCUGUGUGCUGCCGCCACACGGUUUCAAGAUGUGCUGAGCCAUGGAAGAACUUCUGUCACAUCCUACAAGAAGCUACAAGGCUGGUCUAGUGAUCAAAAUAAAUGGAACGAAAAGCUUUAUCCUUUCUGGGAAGAAGGAGAUCCCAGAUGGAAGGACUGCUGGAAAGGUGGAAGGGUGACAGCCAAAUUGGACACUGAUAGCCCAGCACUGGUAGGAUCCAACGUGACCUUCGUUGUGACUCUCCAGUUUCCCAAGUGCCAAAAAGAAGAUAAUGAUGGCAACAUAAUAUACGAGAGAAACUGUACCCAGGAUCCUCCAGCUUCCCAGGAUCAGCAAGACUAUGUCUACAACUGGACUGAAUGGAUCGACAACUGUGGCUGGGAAAACUGCACAAGCAACCACAGCCAUAAUAUAUUCCCAGAUGGGAGACCUUUCCCUCAUUAUCCUGGCUGGAGAAGAAGGAACUUUGUCUAUGUGUUUCACACGUUUGGUCAGUACUACCAAACAACUGGACGAUCUUCAGUGAUGUUUUCAGUCAACACAGCAAAUAUCACUCUUGGCAAACAUGUGAUGGCGGUAUCCAUUUACAGGAGAGGGCACUCAGCAUAUGUUCCAAUUGCAACAGCAAGUGCCAUUUAUGUUGUAACAGACAAAAUUCCAAUAUUUGUGAGUAUGUUCCAAAAACAUGACCGCAACAUCUCAGACUCCAUUUUUAUCAAAGACUCACCAAUCACAUUUGAUGUGAAGAUCCAUGAUCCCACCUACUAUCUUAAUAACUCUGCCAUCUCCUACAAGUGGAACUUCGGAGAUGGAAGUGGCUUAUUUGUAGCCAGCAGUUCCACUACAUCUCACACCUAUACUCUGCAAGGGAACUUCACUCUGAAUUUAACUGUCCAAGCCAUUAUACCUGUACCUUGCCAGCCAGUAACACCCACUGCAGUACUGCCCACCUCAGCAGUAACGACCGGAGUAUCUUCUAAUUCAGACACUUCUACCGCUGUCGAGUCAAUGGAAGAUAAUCCUGAUGGAGGCUGCCAUAUUUACAGAAAUGGAUACUAUAGAACUGGUAUCUCUAUCGUAGAGGGAAUCCUUGAGGUAAAUAUUAUUCAGAUGAUGAGCAUCCAGAUGACAGAAAGUCAAGCUGAAAACUCACUGGUUGACUUUGUUGUUACCUGCCAAGGGAGUCUCCCCACAGAUGUCUGUACAGUAGUUUCUGACCCGACAUGCCAGGUGUCCAAGAGUGUGGCAUGCGACCCCAUCAUCGUCACUGAUGAAUGCCUACUCACCAUCAGGAGAGCUUUUGAGGAACCUGGAACAUACUGUAUAAACAUCACCUUGGGGGAUGACACAAGUCAAGCCCUUGCCAGCGCACUGAUUUCUGUAAAUGGAGGAUCAUCAUCAGGAACAACAGAAGGUGUCUUUAUCUUCCUUGGUUUGUUGGCAGUGUUUGCCGCCAUUGGGGCUUUUGUCCUUUACAAGAGAUACAAGCAAUACAAGCCUAUUGAGAGAAGUGCAGGACAAGCAGAGAACCAGGAGGGACUAACUGCUUACUUCAGCAAUUUCAAAGCAAUUUUCUUCCCUAAUAGCACUGAGAGAAAUCCUCUCCUGAAAAGCAAACCAGGCAUUGUUUAAAUGUUUAGUCUAACACUGACUAUUAGAUUACGUACAGAACUCAUAUCUGAACUGUACUUUGAUGGGGUUUUCUUGUUGUUAUAAAAAAAACAGGGGGUAAGGUGAAAGCACAUAUAGAUGGAAUGGUAACUUUUGGGGGCUUGGUGAAAUUAGAAAUAUUAAAAUAGUCCUUCAUAGGAAACAGUAAGGUAGUUUUGAGCACUCGCUGUUCUUGCUUGUGAUCUAGGAUACACUCUUCUGAAUAACUUACAACCCACUCUCCCUUAUCUGGGUUUUCUUACUUCUAGGUUAACUACCUGCAAAACUAAUCAGAUCCAUAAUCUGGAGGGGGAAAACAGGUUAAUUUAAAAAAAAACAACAACAAAAAACAAAACCCAACUGAAAAACAACUUGUAAAUACUUAGUCUUAAAUAGACAGUCUGGUAUAGCUGCUUGCUGCCUUAGCAGGAUUCAUGCCUUUGCUAGAAAGACAUGGGGGGCAGACACAUGUUAUGUCUGUGGAAUGAAACGUGCCAUGGCCUAUUCCCAGGCAUUGGCACUGAACCACUGACACUGUUACACUGUUCAGGAGGUCCUAGCACAGUCUUGCCCCAGGCGGGCUAGCUCCCCACCAAGCAAACCCCAGAUUCUGGGAACCACCAGAGGCACUGUUCCCCACCAGGAGUUUGGCAGCAGCCACCCUGUUUUGCAGGGUUCAAUAGCAUGGAUGCAGCUCAUUAUAUGCCACUUGGCCUCAGGGCCAGAAAACAGGGCUGGACACAUUUAGUUUCCUACUGGACAUGGCUACCAGUGCACAAGUCUCACUACAAACUAGACCACAGACACCCGAGCAACAAGAUGAGGCCCAUCUGCUUGGCUCUCCCUGUUGAAACUUUUACUCUGAGUCCCAUGUAAAAUCCUUAGAUGCAAUUGCUGAUGCCAUCUUUGUCUCCUUUGUUUCCGUUGGUCUUGGAGACACUGGACUGGCACCACUGCUCCCCAGAGGGCAGAUGUGUGCUCCAUGUACAAGGGUCAGCAGAACAAGGGUUCUAGCAGGAAGGGGUAGCAUUCAACUCCCUUUUCCCCUUCUCCUUUCAUUCCUCUCUCUCCUGCUGUAAAGAUACAUUAAUUUCUGCUUGCUCCUCCAUCCCUCUGUCUUUGACCACUUCAUCAAAUAAAUGAAAACUGCAAUAUAAAUAAAGCACUCUGCUCCAGUUUCUGCUUUUGCAUGAUGCAGCUUAGAAAGCAUAAACUUCUGCAAAAUGAAUGUGCCUUCACUUGUUUACUCUAUCUGCAAUUCUGUGUUAAGAAAACUCACACUGAGGCCUUUCCCAAGUGAUCUGGUCUUCUAGCCAUACAUGCUCAUCAUUCUGCAUUGUGGCGUUUCACAGCAUGAGACCAGAAGCGAACUGCUGAGGGCUGGAUUACUGGAUGAUGAGAAAAGGAGAGCACCUUACUUGUAGAUGGGAAGAGGUUGCUAAAAAGUUUCACUGAGAUGAGAAAACAGACCAAAAAUGCUUUAAAUACUUCAUUUUCCGUAAGAGCCUUGCUAUUAAUAUUAAAGGUUAUAAUCAAAAUGAAAUUAACUUUCAUCUGGGGGCUGGGAAAAUGACCUUACACAAUCCAUUUCUAAACACUGAAUUCUUUGAAGAUCUGUAUUGCAAUAUAAUUAGCUUAUUUACUGUGUCUUGGAACAUCUCUGAUACAUAUUGUUCUCAGUUCCUGUGGCGAUAUAUAAGCAUAAACGUAUUUUCCUGGUAUCUUA
Messenger RNA from Harpia harpyja (harpy eagle), 3623 nucleotides. RefSeq names its product glycoprotein nmb (gene GPNMB). Lineage: Eukaryota; Metazoa; Chordata; Aves; Accipitriformes; Accipitridae. Bases 197 to 1879 code for a protein of 560 amino acids. Gene Ontology annotation, molecular function: integrin binding. Gene Ontology annotation, biological process: cell adhesion. The record is from RefSeq and is a predicted model, not a curated record. The transcript is spliced from 11 exons.